Messenger RNA from Cimex lectularius (bed bug), 3691 nucleotides. RefSeq names its product tyrosine-protein phosphatase non-receptor type 21 (gene Pez). The transcript is spliced from 20 exons. The coding region runs from base 363 to 3404 and encodes 1013 amino acids. Gene Ontology annotation, molecular function: protein tyrosine phosphatase activity. The record is from RefSeq and is a predicted model, not a curated record. Gene Ontology annotation, biological process: protein dephosphorylation. Gene Ontology annotation, cellular component: cytoskeleton. NCBI's taxonomy places the organism in Eukaryota, Metazoa, Arthropoda, Insecta, Hemiptera, Cimicidae.
CCCACUUCGAGACGUAUUUUGAAGGAUUUCAAGGAGGUUUCUGUACAGUUUUUUUUUUGUUUUGUCGCAUUAUUUUUUGUUGUAGUUUUGUAUUAAUAUUUUUUUUAUAAGAUAGAGAGUGGGUUUAGUCAGAACGGCCGAGCAGGACGUGUUAAAGUGUUAAACGAUGUGUUAAACGGCUAAUAAGACAAUUGUCGGACGGGGGAUCGUUUAGAAAGUAAUGACGUAAACUCGGAAUCCACCUUCGGCCCGUUUCGAAUACUUUCCAGGUGAGUAAUCGCGCCCGUUCUCCGGCGGUGGGAACUCGGGAGCCGUGCCUCGGAGCGUUCAUACGGUAGAAAUGCAGACGAGAAACUCCUGAGAUGCCUUUCAAGCUCCGUUUGAAGAAGAGCAGGCAGUACAACGUCGUCUCAAAGUCGCUCUUCGUCAUCUGCGUCGAGCUCCUCGACGGCGCGACCAUCGAGUGCACACUCUCUUCGGAGAGCGUCGGACGCGAAUGCCUCGACAACGUCUGCCAGCGGCUCGGACUCCAGCAGCCCGAGUUUUUCGGACUGCGGUACGUCAACCGGCACAAUGCGCCUCGUUGGGUCGAAAUGGAGCGUCCGCUCAAAAAACAGUUGGACAAGUACGCCCGAGACUCCAACCUGUACAUCAGGGUCAUGUAUUACGUCUCCGGUAUCAGCCUUAUACAGGAUGAAAUGACCAGGUACCAUUAUUUUCUCCAACUGAAGAAAGAUGUCAUCGAAGGCCGUAUAAACUGCAACUUAAAACAGGCCAGCAAACUUGCAAGCUACUGUAUGCAAGCGGAGUUUGGGAACCAUGACUUGGAACGGCACACAGCUGAAUAUUUGAAAGAUUUUGCCUUGUUUCCUAAGCACCUGGAAGGACACCUGGAAAGCCUGACGCAGGCAGUAAUUCUACAACAUGCUGCUCUUGCCGGCCUCCCUCAAGGCACUGCAGAAGAAUAUUACAUUCUUGCAGUUCAACAGCUUGACGGCUACGGGCAAGAGACAUUUCUUGCAAAGGACGACAGUGGGAAUGAAGUGAUAAUUGGAGUAUCGCUUACUGGUAUUGUCAUCAGGUAUGAGAACAACACUCCGUCGAAAUUUUACAAGUGGAAAGACAUAACAAACGUGGUAAACCACAAAAGGUACUUCGGUAUGGAAUGCCAGGACCCAGCCGACUCCACCCAGUACCAACUGCCUGAUGUAGAAACUGCCAAAUAUAUCUGGAGAAUGUGUGUACAUCAGCACACCUUUUUUAGACAGAAUGAUGCAAAUGCUAACGAAACUGGCAAUACGGCGCAAGUUGUUAGAAGCUUGUUUACUCAGCUUGCUAAUGAGGAUGGGCAACUGGGAAGUAGUCAUGAAGAGCUGGACAGGGUUGACAACGUGCCGGAUCGUCUGGUCGAUAUGCAAAAAGCUCAAUCGACAUCAUGCUUAGAUCUCGCACACACCAAUCAUCUCGAGGCGGACAGACUCAGGGCGAUGUUACCUUCUUACCGCCCUGCGCCAGAUUAUGAAACGGCAAUUCAGAGCAAAUAUAGAGGCCAUGCCAUGAUGUACAGCAGCCAGCCGGAAAUACACCAAACCAAUCUCCACGAGAAUUCUGGCUAUGGCAAUGCGUUCAAACGCUUCCCUGAUGUAACAGGAAUGGAAAGAGUUUACCUAGAACAGCCCGAAAAGAGCCACCUUUCUCAUACCAUCCAGACAAUUCACACUUAUAGUACGCCAGAAUUAGAUGCAGCGGAUGGGAAUGUGGUAAUGCAACUUUAUAAGCCGCCUCCGCCUUACAAACCUAACAGCAACUCGACUCCCGAUCUGGCGUCGCAGCCCCUCCAGCAGACUCACGCUUUCGUAAGCGCGCAGGUGAGCGGCUCGAGCCCUGACCUGGUUUGCUUGCGCGGCCGCCAGGUCAGCCUCGGAGGGCCUCAGUACUUCCUUCCCAACCCACAGGCCCACAGAACGUAUGCCAACCUUGCCGCCCUCGUCGACCAGCAACAUUUGGAUGAUGUUGGUGGGAAUAACAUACUAUACUACAUGGGCAACAUAGGCAGGGCCAACCCGAUUGUCCUCCAACCAUCUGGGCGUCCGCAGGUUGCGAUCAGGCAAAAUUUCAACCAUAGGCAAGGAGGGGUCAACGAACCGAUUUACGAGAACGUACCGCUGCCUUGGGUGUCCGAAGGGAACGAACCGAGGAGCAGAGCCGCAAGCAUUCAGUCGGCACCGGAGAUGCGGGUCAUCCCAGAGGUGACAGUUAACAACAACAAUACCAAUAAUAAUAACAACAACAAUCAGACUCCGAUCCAGCAGCCGGCCACACAAGUCCACAGGGAAUCGGUGGAUAAAACCCAUCUUGAAGUUUCAUUCGACUCAUCAGCAAGGAGUAGUGAUGGUUCAACAAGUGGCACGCUGGGCAAAACAAAUAAAAGCAAAGGUCGUAAAUGGGCUACACUGCUUGGCGGAGGCAAGAGCAAGCAGUCGACUCUUCCAAAACAAGGCGAUGCACCGAGGAUCCCGCUUCCUACUACAAUUUCUAAAGAAGCAAUGUGUCAGCUACUUGAGAAAAAACUUGCUGAUACACAAUUAUUUUUUGAGUAUGAAAAAAUUCCUAAACAGAAAAACAACAGUGAUUUCACAACUGCAACCCUGCCAGAAAAUAUUUCUAGGAACAGGUUCAAUGAUGUUUUGCCAUAUGAAGACAAUAGAGUUCGAUUAGCACCGAGCAAAGAAAACCGUUAUGGUUAUAUAAAUGCUUCACAUAUAACUGCUACAGUAGGUUCCCAGCAGAGGUUUUACAUUGCUGCACAGAGCCCCUUGGCAUCGACAAUCGGUGCAUUUUGGCAGAUGGUCUGGGAGUCGGAAGUAUACUUGGUCAUCUCGCUUCCGGCACCGGGUGAGGAAAUCGCACCCUACUUGCCUACAUCCGACAGGAUUUUACACACAGGACAUUUUGAAGUGCUCUCUCAAUUUUCACAAGCAACAGGGCAUUGUGCGACAAGCAAGCUUCGUCUACAGCAUGUAGAUUCGAGGUCGUCACGAGGCGUUUGGCACCUGCAGUAUACCGAGUGGGGCCACCAGGGCUGCCCGAACACAGUUCCUCAUUUUUUGGGUUUCCUAGAAGAACUCAGUUCAGUCCGGCAGCAUACCAUUACAGAGAUACCAGCAGGGCAUAACCGCAAUCCUCCGGUGCUCAUCCACUGUAGCAGCGGCGUCGGGCCAACGGCUGUCACCAUGCUUAGCGAUCUGCUGCUUUUUACUCACGACCAUAACCAGGAACUGGAUGUCGCUCGAGUAGUCUACCUGUUGAGGUUGCAGCGCAUGCUCAUGAUUCAAAAUAUAUCCCAGUACCGAUUUGUGCACAGCCUGCUCAUUUAUUACCUCAAGAAUUCUAGGCUCAUUUAACACAAUUUUGUAUUAUCUUCUUUUUUUUAAUCAAUAUUUUUAUGUAGAUUCAUUAUCGGAUAUUUAAUUUUUAAAAAAGUAUUUAAGUGGACUUUCAGUCUACAGUUUUAGCUUUAAAACGGCCCCACCUGCCCCAGUGCCAAAUCGGGCCGAGUGCCUUAUCUUCAAGUAUAAAAGCGGGUUGUUCUAAUUGCUCAGAUUUGUAAUCGACGAGAAAAGUGGAUUGUUGAAAUUCAAAUUGUCUUUCACGAGUACAAAGUAAAAAUAUUUUUGUCAAGCUUUUUCAA